AAGAAGCCAGCAGCCCCAAAAAUACAGGGCAAGCUCAACUUCCAACGCGUCCAGAAGCCACACACUACAGUCUCUCCUCUCGUCCAGAUACUCUCGCAAUACGAACUCAUGAUCAUGGUCACCGACCAGCUCUCUUCGGCCGACAUCAUCCACCUUACUGCGACCUGCAAGGAAAUCAAGACCUACCUUACCGACGACAAGACCAUCUACGCUGGUAUCACAGAACGCGCCAACUGCGACGGCAAAGGCAUCGAAGCCAGAGCCAAGUGCUUUGGACACUGGAAGGGAGAUGUCACACAGGCAAACGUCCGCUGUGGAGGUUCAGACUGCAAGCCUUGUAAUGACUGCAAGGCCAUGGUCUGCAAUGAAUGCCGCUACCACAUCGCCUACAUGAUCAAGUCGCCUUGCUGCAGGGAUGAUCCAUCGCAUUGGGAAAGCCACGAAGUCGACGCUGCAGAGGACCUUGACGACAUCAAUGAAUGCCAUGGGGAUUGUGGUGACUCUGCGCUCCUGGCUGGCGAGCCUCGUGAACGCCGUUACUGUUCGAAGUGCAAGCCACACUUGUGCAACGAGAAAGGCGUGCCAGUUCUGGACCAUAUCUUCGACGUAAUCAGCGAGCACGACGAUGAUAGCGAUUGGUGUUUCUGCACCUUGGCCAACAAGUUCAUUGAGGACUGCUGGCUCUGCAUUCCAUGCUUCAUCAGGCAAGAGGCCGAAGCUUACAGCCGCCGUUACAAGCGAGAGGUUUACAAGUGGGAAGACGGAGUAGAUGGAGAGUUUCGGACGCGCAAAACUGAGUACUUCUGCGAUUGCGGUCGUGUUGCUAACAUCAGAUUCCUGGUUUCCUGCAGAUGGUGUGAUGAGUACAUGCUGACUCCUGAGGUCGCCAAUAUUCUCUUUUGA
Molecule: messenger RNA, 903 nt
Organism: Aureobasidium musti
Lineage: Eukaryota; Fungi; Ascomycota; Dothideomycetes; Dothideales; Saccotheciaceae
Source: the annotation of a GenBank genome assembly